Molecule: messenger RNA, 2005 nt
Organism: Rhododendron vialii
Lineage: Eukaryota; Viridiplantae; Streptophyta; Magnoliopsida; Ericales; Ericaceae
Product: endoglucanase 24-like
Exons: 4
Coding region: 240-1733 (497 amino acids)
Biological process (GO): carbohydrate metabolic process
Molecular function (GO): hydrolase activity, hydrolyzing O-glycosyl compounds
Source: RefSeq, a predicted model, not a curated record
GCAUUUGCAUGUGAAUUUUAACUGACACUCUCUCAGUCUCCCAUCCCUUCCCCUUCCCAAAAUCCUUCUCUCACUCCUUCCUCUCUCUCUCUCUCUCUCUCUCUCUCUCUCUCUCUCUCUUCUCCCGUGAUACCUCAAGUGCGGCAAAUGCAACCAAAAGCCCCACCACGUCCGUGAAACCUCUGUGCUCAUAUAAAACCAAACCAAAACCUCACUAUCGUCGCAAACAAAUCCAAACCAUGAUGGCUCUUCUUCACCUUAUCAUCAAGUCCGUACUCGUCCUAAUUCUUCUGAAACUUCCUCUGCACCAUUCAAGUUACCUAGAGUACGCAGAAGCAUUAGCGAAAUCCAUUCAGUUUUUCGAGGGCCAGAGGUCCGGUUUCUUACCGAAUGACCAGAGGACGAACUGGCGGGCGAAUUCGGGCCUCGGCGACGGGUCGGAGGUGAACUUGGACUUGACGGGCGGGUACUACGACGCCGGCGACAACGUCAAGUUCGGGUUUCCGAUGGCGUUCACGACGACAAUGCUGGCGUGGAGUGUGAUCGAGUUCGGUGAUUCAAUGCCGGCAGGGGAGAUGAGGAACGCGCUGGUGGCGGUUCGGUGGGCCACGGAUUAUCUUCUCAAGACGGUUUCUCAGCUUCCCGACCGGAUUUUUGUGCAGGUUGGGGACCCACACUCGGACCAUAAUUGCUGGGAAAGACCUGAAGAUAUGGACACAGCAAGAACUGUCUACACCGUGAAUGCCCCAAACCCCGCCUCGGAUGUGGCCGGAGAAACUGCAGCAGCUUUGGCAGCUUCGUCCAUGGCCUUUCGUUCGUCGGAUCCCGGUUACUCACAAACACUACUGAGAACUGCCGUUAAAGCAUUCGAAUUCGCAGACAGCAACAGAGGGGCUUACAGCGACAAUUCGGAUAUUAGAGAAGGCGCUUGCCCAUAUUAUUGUGAUUUUGAUGGAUAUCAGGACGAGUUGCUAUGGGGUGCUGCGUGGCUGAGGAGGGCGACUCAGGAUGAUUCUUACCUCAAUUACAUCCAAAACAAUGGCAAAACACUUGGUGCAGAUGACAAUAUCAAUGAAUUCGGGUGGGAUAAUAAACAUGCUGGCCUCAAUGUGCUUGUUUCAAAGGAAGUCCUUGAAAGCAAAACAUACUCUCUCCAGUCAUACAAAUCCUCGGCGGAUAGCUUCAUGUGCACACUCGUACCCGAAUCCGACUCCUCCCACAUCGAAUACACACCCGGUGGUCUCAUCUACAGACCCGGGGGCAGCAAUCUCCAACACGCGACCACAAUCUCAUUCCUCCUACUCGCCUACGCAAAUUAUCUUGACCGUUCAUCACAACUCCUGAACUGUGGCGGCGUCACUGUGGGCCCAUCCCGGCUCCACCGAUUGGCCAAAAGGCAGGUCGACUACAUUUUAGGUGAAAAUCCCAAGGGAAUUUCCUACAUGGUUGGAUACAGCAAUUAUUACCCACAACGCAUCCACCACCGCGGGUCAUCGAUACCGUCCAUUAAGGAUCAUCCGCAGUUCAUUGCGUGUAAGGAGGGUUCCAUUUAUUUUAACUCCUCGGAUCCUAACCCGAACGUUUUGGUCGGGGCAGUCGUGGGCGGGCCGGGGGAGGAUGAUGCUUAUGGUGAUGAUAGGGAUGAUUUUCGCAAGUCCGAGCCCACGACUUAUAUCAAUGCACCUAUUGUUGGUGUCCUUGCUUAUUUUGCUGCAAAUCCUAACCCUAGUUAGGACUUUUGCAUUUAUAUUUGAGUUGUACAUAAUUCUUCAUUUGAAAGAUUGGUGAAGGGUUUAAAAAGGGUCUCUCAUCUUGUACUAAAGAAGUCAAGAGGGAAGAGGCUAAAUAUAUUGUAGUCGCAAUGGCUAGUUGUGACCUUAUAGAAAGUUAAAGGUGAAAGAGGUGAAAUGGAGAGGGAACGGAUCCUUUUCUUUUUUCAAACAAGUGUAGUCCUCGAUUUUCAAUUUAAUUUGAGAAAAGUUAUGAAAUUCCUAAUCUUCUAGUA